This is a messenger RNA of Amphibalanus amphitrite, 6234 nucleotides long. RefSeq names its product trichohyalin-like. Lineage: Eukaryota; Metazoa; Arthropoda; Thecostraca; Balanomorpha; Balanidae. The record is from RefSeq and is a predicted model, not a curated record. Bases 3202 to 4587 code for a protein of 461 amino acids. The transcript has 4 exons.
AGUCCGGGAGAGUCAGAGCAGCCGGCAGCCAUGUCACGAGCUGACUUGUUCGGUGUGGGGAAGGAGGAGCGGAAGAGGAGGUUGGAACGGUGCUUUGACUGGAGAGUGAGGAAGCUUGCAGACAAGUAUGUAUCGUGUGCACAUCUGAUCCCCGACACUCUGCUGCUGGCACGUGACAUUACGGACAAGCACUCCACCAGGUGGCAGGCCUACAGUACCAAGGCUGAGGUAAGCCACACUGUCGCCGGGCUGGUAUAUUAUCCGCUCAUGGCAGCCCUACAGGAUAUCAAUGACGCCGCCGCCGCCCGUUGUCGGCACUGUCAGCCCAACCAGCCCCUCAGAGUAGCCUCCAUGAAUCCAUCAGGCAGCAGUGCCGAGGGGCUAACGGACAGGUUAGUGGGCGUUGGUGGAACGUCUGAUUUUGAUGUGAUGUUCGAGUUCGACGGACCAUUCCAAUGGGCGGCACUCGGAAAGAGAGAGGAGCCGGCCGUUAUUACUCCACAGUCUGCACCGCAGCUGUGGGCUCGACCGACCAAAAACCCUGGAUUUGUGACGCUGCACUGGGUCAAGACGACAAAAUGCAGUCAUGAAAAGCCGCUGGAGGCCUUGCCGGCCGACUCCAUCCGCCAGCUAAUGGUGGAAUUAUGUCGGAUUAUGAAGGGCGGCAAAAUCAGCACCGCCGGACCAGCUGUCAACGUCAAGGAUCCAAAUGAUGUUACAGACGGUGGCACCGACUACGUGCCGUGCAUUCUUGUGCGCGGGUGGUGGCCGGCUGAAGACCAGCUCGACGGCUGCCACCUGGAGGUGGACUUCCCGCCAGCAGCGGCGAGGGCUGACAUCAGACGAUUCGGAGUACACCUUGUGCCGACCGGCCGGCCCGGCAGCGACAACGAGUUUAUCGAGUUUCGGAUUUCCUACUCACGGGCGGAGGUGAUCACGGUUCGAUAUUUUGCUCCAGUCAUACGAGCGACUAUUGUGGCAGUAAAAGCCAUGAAAAAUACUUUGAAAAAGAGCGAGAGCGAAGAUUUGCCAUUAAAAUCAUACUUUAUAAAAACGGCCGGGCUGUGGCUGGCUCAAACCACGCCAGCCUCGAUGUGGAAAGGCGUCACCGACGGUGUCAACAAAAUACUUGACUGGCUGGAGGACAAAUUGAACGCCGGGAAAAUUCCGUGUUUUUUUCGAUCAUAACAUCGAUGUGGCAGCUGAGCUCAGCAACGUAGAACGGCGGGCUAUCAUUGACGCAGUACGGCUGAUGAGGGAGCAUGUCACGCAUCUUCUGAUGGCAAGCUGUGUGGAUCAGUGGGACGUGGAUCUGCUGCUGGAGGGCGGGCUAGAGCCGCUCACAGAGCGCCAGCUGGAGUCCCAGCUGCGGCUCCGACUAGGAAGGACGCUUGUCCGACAGGCUGUGGUUGAGGGUGUCCGUUUCCGCCACACAGCUCCGUGCUGGGUGAGCUGGUGGAAGAAUAACAUCCCUCCGCUGGUCCGCACAGCCCCACUUCUACUACAAUGGUGGCAUUACGCCAAAUCAGGAACAUACCGGCAGCAAUGUUAUCUGUUCAUGGCAUGGGUAGUGCUCGACUCGGCAGACCUGGUGGCCGGGACGCCGAUGACGUCACCGGUCAGCGACAUCGUGACGCUGGACGUAGCCCCCCUGAUACAACUCCUCACCAGAUCCGACUUGGAGAUUCUGCUUGGUUACCCGGACAAGGUGGCCACCUGGUGGCGUCAGCAGCUGCGGCGGCCGCUGGAGGAACGGCCGACUGGACUAACCGCCGAGCUGGACACGCCGCGGGGCCGUGCCGAGCUGCUGCUGCGUCCCGAGCUGCUACUGCAGGCUGUGCGAGUGAACGUACCGGGUAAGAUGGACCAGUGGCGGGAUAUAGACCGGGCAGAGGAGAACAGGUGGAUGAAAAACUACCGACCCAUACGUUCCUACCAGGAGAUCCGGAAGGAGAUGGAGCGGCACAUCAACAUUAACCUUCGCCCUGGUGGGGGGGGGGACCAUUUUGGCCCCCCCCCCCCUGUGGUUUUUCAGCGAUAACUCAGAAACCACUUGAGUUAGCGCCCUGAAACUUUGUAUAGCUGUUUAUUCAACAUUUUUACAUCAUGUUCUUUUUUGGGGGGUUCGGGUCAGGUCAGGUCAGGUCACAAGGUCACCAAAACUGACACCACCUCUAAAAAAGUUCAAAGCUCUCUCAAAGGCACAGCUUUUAUCCGAUCUAUGUAAAAUUUACAGUACUUGAAGAUGUCACCCAGCUCUACAAAAUGGCUAUCUCGGAUUUUUUAUAAAUGUGACCUAAGGUCAGGUCAGGUCAUCGCUGCUCCCCAUUAUAAGUCAAUGGGAGAAUCGAAAAGUAGUUGUUUUUCAGCUAAAUCGGGCGUGAUUGUUCCUAUAUUUCGUUAUUGAAGUGUCUUGGGUCAGCAAAUCACAGCCCAUGUGAAACCAUUUGCUUGUGACCUCGCUGAGGUCACGCUAGGUCAUCUCCCUGGUCACCAGAGGUCACCAGCGGUUUUUCUGCACUUACUUGUUAUUGAAUAGAGAUAGAGACUCCGUUCGACGUUUAUCGUGUUUGUCUCGUCAAUGCGGAUCGAAUGAUAUGCAGCAUGACCUAUUUCGGUAAGGUCAUGACCUUGACCUGAGGUCAAAUUUUCAAAAUGACCUUUCGAGGUCAAACUAUAUAUCAUUCGACGCGUCUCGACGAGCCAAGCACGAUGGUGCAUGAAUCGUUUCUCUAUUUUCUCGUGAAUGCAUGCUAUAGUUAAAAACAUUUUCAACGAAAUUUGCCAAGUUGACCUUGCAUGACCUCUGUAGGCCAAACCGUUGAGCUGAGGUCAAAUCUGACGAGCCUUGGCGAAAGAGCUUGAAAAGAGCUAUCGAUUGCUUUUUUUCCGCGGCUCUCUAGCUCUUCUAGUUUCCGAGCUACAGCGGAAUAUGUCCGGCAACACCGAAAACACUGAAAUUUGACCUAUGAUGACCUCUAGCGACCUCAAUAUUGACCUUAGCGAAAAAAUGACCGAAAUACUUUCGAACGUACUUGUUAUGGGCUUUCGUUUGCUUUUUUCCGCGUCUUCCUAGCCCUCUUCGUUUUCGAGUUAGACGGGGGGGUCAUUUUGGCCCCCCCCACCAGGGCGAAGGUGGCUCAGACCCACACCAGGGCGCGGGUUAACCUGCAUGAGUGGCUCCGUGUCAAACUACCAGAGAUGGACGCCGCGUAUGUGGACGCCACGGUCGGCCUCUGGCGCCGCCGACUGCAGCAGCUGCUGUCCGGUGACCGGCUGCGGACGAUAUACAACGCUAUCACCGGCUGGUGGCCGGACCGGUGGGAGAUGACGUCUUACUACAUGGCGGUGCACGAGGCCGACUCAGAGGAUUCGGAGCAUGACGACGACGGUCAGGCCGGUGGCGAGGAGCGGCGCAGCGCAGACGAGGACCAGACAUCAGGGGGUCUGCCCAGCCCUCAGCGAGAGAAAUGGCAGCAGCUGGAGCGACAGCACCAGCAGCUGUGGCAGCAGCUGGAGCGGCGGGGUCACGGGGAAAGGAGGAGUCUCAACCAGCAGCAUGAUGAGGAGCGCCGGCGUCUGGAGCGGAUUCAUGACAGAAAGUGGCGGAGCAUGGAAAUGCGGCACCAUGACGAGCGGAAAACACUCCAACAGCGGCACGAGAGUGUUAACAGGUGCGUGGAGCUACAGUAUCAGGGACAGGCGCAGCAAGAGAAACGUCUGAGGCAGUUGGAGCUGCUGGACCGGAGAAACCGAAGGCAGUGCGCGGUACUGGAGCGACAGCAUCAAAUAGAGUGGGGAGACCUGGAGCAGAAGGUCCACACGCAGUGGAACAAACUGAAACAGAAACACCUCAGGGAGUCACAAGAGCUGGAGGAGAGAUACCCGAACAUGCAGUCCGGGGAGGAGCUGGAUCAGUUGAUGGAGGAGUGCAGCAGGAGGCGUCGGCAGCUGCGGAAGGAGCUGGAGAAGGAGCUGGAGAAGGAGAUGGAGAAGGAGAAGGAGCUGGAGAAGGUACUGGAGAAGGGGAAGGAGAGGGAGAGGGAGAAGGAGAAGGAGAUGGAGAAGGAGAAGGAGAGGGAAAAGGAAAGCAGGAAGGUGCAGGAGAAGAACCUCAAAGUGAAGAAGGAGGAGGAAAAGCCAGUUGAGCGUGACAAGCAAAAGCGACAACAACGACGACGACAACAACAACAGCAACAUCAACAACAACAACAGCAACAACUACAAGAACAACAACAACAACAAGAACAACGACGACAACAUGAACCAGAACCACGACAGCAGGAGCGGCAGCCGAGCCGGCGCUGUCAACACCUGCGGAACCUGAUAGAGGUGACGCGAAGACACCGCCAGCAGCUCAUCCAGCUCCAGGAGCGGCACAACCAGGAGCUGGAGGAGCAGAGGAGACGUCACCGGCAGGAGUGCAGGAUCUGGAGCGGCGCCUCAGCCGCCGGCGGCACGGCCAGGAGCGGCGCCACCCACAGUGACCGGCGUGAGGACAUCAGCAGAGUCGGGGACCAACCCAAGGAGUCUCCAACUAUGGAGGUCAAGUGGAGCGCGAGGGAUCAGUUGCAUCAGAAAAUAUGAAAAUUAGUCGCCUGUAUGGAUACUGAAGUUGGAAAAGGAAACAUGUAGGGUAGACCGGGGCAAGUCGCCCCGCCGAGGUAAAACGCCUCACCGAUGUUUCUCGGAAGUGGCAGAUUUCUGGGGAAACAUCCUCUCUUCUAUAAAACGUGCACUAUAUGAUCAUUAUAUGAACAGACUGGAAAGAAAUUGUGUUGACUUUUUCGGGCGAUAUAGCCAAAAAUGUGUUUUUUGAGUGAUUUUUAUGUUUUGUUGUCAGAUUAUGCAUCAUGGCGUUCUUUUAUGGUCCACAUCAGGUUAACGACUUUUAUGUAUUUUGAACAACUAUUGUUUAACGCUUAUCAUGCCGGGUUGGUUCGUGUUAAAUUAUGUCUUGCUGGAGUGCAAAGCGUUGUUCUCUGACCGAACUACGUGAUGGAGUAAAACGCCCCAGUAGGUCGCGGGGCAAAAAGCCCCAUGGGGCGUUUUACCCCAUGUGUUGUUCGGGCUACCCACUUUCUAAUGUUCGGUAGCUGGCGAACAGUAAGUUUCUAUGCCUUUUUGUGUAUUUUUCUCAGCAACUGGAUGGCAAAGGAAGCAUUCUGUAAACCUUUGCAUUGCAAUAAUUUAUUAUUUGGUUCUUUGAGGCAGGUGAAAAACCUGCUCAUACAAUAGUGUCAUAGCUGAACACCUGACAGGAUGGAAUGUGCUAACUUCAGUGCCGUGCCUCCAGAGGUCUAACGGACCUCUCAUAUAAGAUUUAGCCAACUACCAUGUUUAAUCUUUAAUCUAGAGUAUGGGGCUUCUUGCCCCAGGCCGUGGGCGUUUUGCCCUGGGGCUGGGGCAAAAUGCCCCAUUUGCAGUUGCUUCACAAAUCGCUUCCUAGCUGGGAGUCCGAUCAUAGGUGAAAUAAUUUGAGGGGUGGAAUUUAAAGUAAAAUGUCCAAAGAACGCAUUGAGCACAAAUUUAGCCUUCCAGGUCAUGUGGGACAAAAGUUAUGUAGCAAAAUAAAUUAUCUGGGGCGUCUUGCCCCAGGCUACCCUACAUUUUUACAUUACAGCAUGUGAGAAACGUAUGUGAGAAACGUUACCGCAAACUGAGAAACGUAAAAAUAUGCAUAUUAUAUAUGCUACAGUGCCGGUGUCAUUUUACAAAACACGGCUGUAUUAGCAAUGUAAAUAGCGUGUGUAGACACGUAAGUGUAUGAUAUAUGACGUGUGUUUUUCACCAUCACACACUGAGAUGAUAAAAUCCUUCUGAGUGAGCAUCAUUGAGUCCUUCUAUGAGUAUUAUUGUGUCCUUCUAUGGAUUGUGCCAUCGAGGUCGGCCGAGUCAAAUGUACUGCUGUUUUUAUGUCAUUCUUUCCAUGACAUGCAAUGCAUCCAUUGUGCAUUGUUGUAACAGUAUUGUAAAUACUAUGACGUCAUCAACCGUUCCCAUCGACUUCUUUCGGUGCCCCAAAAAAGGCCCACUCUCGGUGAGGUAGUGGGAAUCUGAACCAGUAUCAAUCUUGUACCAGAAUCUGAACCAUUAUAAUAAUACCGUUGGAUGCGGAGAUUACGGGAUCAAAUCAGCAUCAGUGAAACAGACUGUGGAGAUGUGGGGUGUGGAGAUUUAGGGGGGUUUGUUUUACUGGGGUAUGGCGAGGAGAGAAUACAGGUGGAGAGGAGA